This is a messenger RNA of Drosophila sulfurigaster albostrigata, 2091 nucleotides long. RefSeq lists its product as uncharacterized. The transcript is spliced from 3 exons. The record is from RefSeq and is a predicted model, not a curated record. The coding region runs from base 1 to 2091 and encodes 696 amino acids. Lineage: Eukaryota; Metazoa; Arthropoda; Insecta; Diptera; Drosophilidae.
AUGUCAACGGGCAAACCCGAGAAGACUAAAACUAGACUGUCCGUGCCUUCUACUAGCGCCGCUAGAGUUUCGAAUAACCUCCCUCUUCCUAGCUCCAAGGGAGAACCGGCUCUUCGUGCAUCCAGCACAUCGCCAGUUCACACCAAAAGGGAGGUCCCCGCACGGUCAGCUAGUGUUUCGCCCACUUCCGGUACCAAGCCUCUGAUCCUCGUCACGAAACCUGCGUCUGUUCCUAAGACCAAGGUUGUUUCCGACCCAAUUCCUCGGCCAGCUGUUACUCGUUCACAAAGCAAAAUGGCACAAAAUGUGGUAGAUUCUUCAUUGAAUAAGUUCAUCGCCGCGACUGACCGACUAAGUCACUUUGCGGCGCGGCUUAACAAUGUUUCUACUGACAGCGCGUCCCUGUACACGUGCCAGGUCCGGAGGGACCAGAUGCGUGCCUUGUGGGACAAGGUCGAGAAGGAGUACGAGGCUUGCUCCUGUGUCAUGUCGGAUGAAAUGACGACAGACGAGUUGCCUACCAUUCAGGCAAAAUAUGAUUACUGCUAUAUUCUCUACGAGCAGUGGUCCGCUCAGCUAAGUGAGCAAAUAGCUGAUGCCUCCCAGGCACUCACUCCUCGUACACCCGUACAACCCCAGCCGUGCCGUUCAGUGUCCACAGGACUGUCGGAAGUUGAGAAACUUUUCCAUCUCAACUCCAAGACCAGCGGUGAAGCCCAUGCCAUUGUGUCAAAGUCUCCUUUGACCAAUGAAGGGUUUCAGUCGGCAUGGUCCAGCUUGACUGAGCGUUUUGAGAAUAAACGGUUGCUCGUGAACAGUCAGCUGCGUAUCCUUUUUAAUUUGCCCGCCAUCGGGCAAGAGUCGGGUGCAGCCAUUCAAGAGUUGCAAAGCACUAUCCAAGGGUGCUUGACGGCUUUGGAGCACUCAAAGAUCAAUACGGAGAAUUGGGAUUGCAUCCUGGUUUUCCUGUGUUCUUCGAGGCUCCCCAAAUUGACCCUUUCUCUUUGGGAACAGUCCAUCCAGAAUAAGAGCGACGUUCCAACGUGGGCUGACAUGAACGCUUUCCUUCUAGAGCGGUAUCGCACCCUAGAAGCGAUAGCGGAAGUGUCAGCCAGCACGAGCGCUCCGACGGUUCCGCGUGCCUCACGCAAGGAGGCCCCCGUCGCCAAGCAGGUAAACUCCUUUGAGAGUCGGGUAACUUCAAAAACCCAGUCCUGCAAGUUGUGUUCCCGGGAGAAUCACCCGAUUCGUUUGUGCCCGCGUUUCCUCCAGAUGGGUAUCAACGAUAGGGUCAAUUAUAUAAAGCAACAGAAGCUGUGUCUCAAUUGUUUCGCACGAGGCCAUAUCCUGGCUGAGUGCACAAGUGCGCACAGCUGCUUUACUUGCAAGGGUCGUCAUCAUACACUCUUGCAUCGAUCAGCUAACGUCCAAUCCUUCGUGGCAGUUAACACACAAGGUGUUCUGCUCAGCACAGCUGUCAUUCAUGUAUGCCAUCUCGGCGUCCGCUAUACAGCUCGGGCUCUGAUUGACUCCGGAUCAGAAGCCACCUUCCUCUCAGAGAAGUUGUUCAAGCGCUUGAGGAUGCCGUAUACAUCCGUGCAAGCCCGCGUUUCUGGGCUGACACAAGCUGUGGCAGCCCAGCCCCGAAAGUUUUGCCAAUUCUUAAUUGGCUCCCCGGUCAGACCUGAUUUGCAGAUCGAGGCGUCGGCGUACGUCCUCCCCCAGUUAGCGGGGAAUCUGCCCUCAUGUUCCGUCCCACAAACACUCCUCGAAAAUCUGCCCAGCAUCCAGCUGGCAGACCCCAAAUUCCAUGAGAGUUCGCAGAUUGAUGUGCUACUAGGCGCUGACAUCCUCCCGUCCAUUCUGCUCGGCGGCUCUCACCCUAACAUUUGUGGGACCCUCCUAGGUCAAGAGACCAUUUUCGGUUGGAUCCUGACUGGCCCUGUGUCGGGAUCCAUUUCAAAAUCUAUUUCGUCCUUUUCGGCUCGACUGUCCGUCGAACGAACUCCGCCAUUGGAGGAACUCCUCUCCAAAUUUUGGGAGGUGGAGGACCUGCCGGCUAGCCCAGCAAAAGAAUCUGACCUUUUGUGA